This is a messenger RNA of Brassica napus (rape), 1651 nucleotides long. RefSeq names its product pathogen-associated molecular patterns-induced protein A70-like. The record is from RefSeq and is a predicted model, not a curated record. The transcript has a single exon. Bases 238 to 1359 code for a protein of 373 amino acids. Lineage: Eukaryota; Viridiplantae; Streptophyta; Magnoliopsida; Brassicales; Brassicaceae.
GAAUAAAAAAAAUCACUCGUGUCUAAUGUGAACACAUUCGUUAAAAAAGUUCCCGACGUUCGAAACAAAAACAAUUAAAAACGACUGAAGAAAUAACAGUCACAAAGCUGUAAAUCAGGAAAAAAAUACAAUAAAAGCAAAAAAAAAAAGAAAAAGAAGAAAGAUAUCCAAAUAUAAAUAUCAUUGUGUUCAGUUCUUCUUCCGACAACAACAUAAACACAACACAGAAAUAAAAAGAUGGAGUUAAUAUCGACUGUGGCUAGCUGGUUCACUCCGACGACACUCUUCCUCCUUCUCAAUCUUAUGAUCGGCACAAUCGUUAUCACUUCUCGAUUUGGUUCAGGAUCACGGAAACAUCACCCGCAUCACGAUUGGUUCGGGUCGGGUCAUGCUCCGUCUCCGUUAACCAGAGCUCCGUCGCUUAUCGACCGAGUCAAGUCCAUCAAUUUCCAUCUCUACAAGUUUCCCCAUCCAGAGACCGAACUUUUCUCGACUACGACCCAACACGACGUGAUCGGGUCGGAUCUUCACGUGUAUGCUGACCCGAACCCGGCUCCGCUACAACGCGUUCCUUCUCUCUUGGAUCGGGUUAAAUCCAUCAACAUGUCAUAUUUCAAGUUCCCGCACGACGUAACCGGGUCGGAUCCUCAUCACCACUCUCAUCCGGAUCCAAACUCGAACCCGGCUCCGUUACAACGUGCUCCAUCUCUCCUGGAUCGAGUCAGAUCCAUUAACAUGUCACACUUCAGAUUCCAGCAGUAUAACCCGGGGGAAAGUGAUUCUGGUAAUCACACGGAACCGACCCGCUUCGAAAAUAUUCCGACCCGUAUGGGUCGGGUUGACCCGAUCGAUAAUUCAAAAUUCAUCAUCCCGGAAGAAGAUAAACCGAGUGGAACCGGAUUUGAUAAUCCAAUCAACCUGCCCGGUCUAGCUCGGGCUCCGUCUAUCUUGGAACGGGUCAAAUCCAUUAAGCUAUCUUCUUUCUACAGAUCCGACCCGGAACCUCACUCCGAUCAAAAUCCUGACCCGAAUUCGGCUAUCCACGAAGACCAUAGGCACGUCAGGAGCAAAUCGGAAUCCAAGAAACCGGUUAAGAAGAAGAAGAAAGCGACGGGGAAGAUGACGAAAUCAGCGAGCGAGAAGUCGGGUUUCGGUUUCCAUGAGGAGGCGGAGACGGUGGAAUCCGUUGAACGGAGAAGACCAGAUACGACGAGGGUCGAAGGAUCAACGUCGUUCGGAGACGGAGAAGAUGGCGUCGACGAGAAAGCUUCCGACUUCAUCAACAAGUUCAAACAGCAACUGAAGCUACAGAGACUCGAUUCGAUUCUGAGGUACAAGGAGAUGCUGAAGGGAAAAUGAAAGCAAAGUUCCUUAAUUACCCCUCGGCGGAGAUUGUAUUUAUCCCAUGUCAAAACCUCAUCGCCUCCGUCUCCGCCGUUUUCACCGACAAGAUUCAGGGACUUGACAGUGUAUGAACUACCUUUAGUACCCAUGUAUGCAGUUUGGGUGUGUUUAAAUAAUUCAGGGACUUGACAAUGUUUUUUGGAACUGGGACGUUGUUUUGCACCAAGUUCUAUUGUUCAUCCAGUUGGCAGAUUCCAGAUGUUUAGUACGUUUCCUAGAUUCUGCUAAUUAUUAUUUUUGUUUGUCA